This is a messenger RNA of Entamoeba invadens IP1, 1464 nucleotides long. RefSeq lists its product as hypothetical. Bases 1 to 1464 code for a protein of 487 amino acids. The transcript is spliced from 2 exons. Lineage: Eukaryota; Evosea; Mastigamoebida; Endamoebidae. The record is from RefSeq and is a predicted model, not a curated record.
AUGGAGACAAUUGCAGUGAAGACUGUAUCAGACUCACACAAAGUACUUAUGGACGGCCUUGAGUCUGGGAAGAGUGUAUAUUUAGAUACUCGUUUUGAAUGGGACAUUGGUACUGUUAUAACUGACUACAUUGUGAAAAUAUCAAGCGAAUUUCCAAAGUACAACGAAGACGACAUUUCAGAAGAAAACAAAGGGGGUCCAUACGCAUUAAUAUUAUGUGGCGAUGAUGAGGAGGUUGCUCGCAUUCACUCCAUUACCAAAUCACAAACGUCACUCAAUGUUGGUGUUUUUCCAAAUCCAAGUCCAAUUGAAACGACAUGUGAAAAAACCAAGAAAAAGUAUCCAAUUUUCAUUGGGACUGUUUCUGGUAUAUUAUCUGAAAUGUUUUUAAUGGACAAAGGAUACCCUUCACAGAAUCUCAGAUUUGUAGCGUUUUUGUCCGGGGCGAGCAUAGUCAGAGCUGGGCUUGAGAGGUACAUCUUGAAAAUAGCAAAUCGAAUUCCUCAAUGUCAGCUGUUUGUUGAGAACACCGGAAAUUUCUCAGAGGAUGUGAUGGCUUCAUUAAAGUGCAAUUAUAAGAUCGUCGUUGACGAGAAACCCGAUAUUCAACAACAAGUCAGUUGUUUAUAUUAUAAACCUGAAGCGAAGGGGAACUUAAUUGCUUCGAUCAUUCAACGAAACAAAGGGAAGAAAAUUGCGUUUUUGUUCUUGUCUUCGGAGGAAGCGGUGUUCUUCCAGGAUGUGAUGAGUCGUCUUGAACUUGUCGAUGGAUAUGUUUUGAACAACACACAAACAUUAAAUGAACAAAUUGAAGUGAUCACACAAUUCAACGAAAAGGCGGACGGCGUUAUGUUCUCUGCGCAAGAGAGAAAAUUCAAAAACGUUGAUUUGGCUAUAUUUGUCGAUCCACCCAAAGAGUUAUUAAAUGUCCGCUAUCCCGGUGCUGGUAAUAUCAUUCUCUUUGGCCUUGAAAGUGAGAAACUGUUCUUUGAGAAACUUGGAGAGAAAAGAACACUCAAAACGAUUAAAAUGGUUGAGAAUCAACUGAAUGACUAUUCCCCAAAAAUAGAGCAACUUGUUGCAAAGCAAUAUUUUGUUCAUGUGAAUGCAAGAACAGCAUAUCAACGGUUCCUCCAAAAUUAUGUGCAUUUGGAUUUCAUGGGCGUUUUUGGAUUAAAGAGAAAUGAACUUAUUCCUUACGCGCAUUCAUUUGGUCUUACAAAACCUGUUAAGACGAAUUUGGCUAAUACGACUUCAAAAGAAGUACCCGAUGUCCCCGUCGUGUACGAGAAAAAGGUGUUUGUCGGAUCGGAUGCGACCGUGUCCAGGUUAAGAGAUAGACAAAAGGAGUUGAAGAACGCUAGGCUGAUGAAAAAACUCGAAAUUGGAAAAGGAAAGAGAACCAAAAAAAGUAAAAGCAAAAAUAAAUCGAAGAAAAGACAGGUAAGAAGAAACAAAAAAUGA